UCAACCACAAGACAACAACAACAUCAAGCUGCAGCUUAACAAAUUGUGCAUUUUAAAAGUAAACACAACAAACUGUACGAACCAAAAAAAAGAAUAAUAUAAACAAAAAGAAAUAACCCAGUGCAUUAAUUUUGAUUCGGACAUUUCUUGAGCUUCCUGCGAACACAACUUGCAUACGAAACAUAUUAUAAAAACGAAAGACAAUGCAAAUGACAAAGUACGUCUUGGCCAUUUUGCUGUUGGCACUGGCCCUGUGCGUCAGUGGCUCCCAUGGAGCGCGUCGUCUGCGCAAGAAGCCAAAGGUCUACAAUGCUCUGAUCACAACCGAUGACAAUCUGACCUCCAGUCGUGCUUAUCCUGUCAUACAGCCCACCAUACACGAGCCAGGCUAUGCACCCUUUGGUCCCUACAAUCCCUUUGGAUUCUACAGUCCGCCUGUGGUGAGAUUUGGUCAACCGCUGGUGCCAGGUUUGCCACCCAACGAACGCCUGCCUUAUCCACUGCCCACUGCCACGCAAUUUCCUCCUAUUUAUGCACCCUAUGAUCCCAAUCAACCCAGCAUUGUGUCCGGUGAACAGCAACCGACUUCGCAACCACAACCCGAGUUGGCACCACAAUCUCCAACAGCAGACGAAACAGAUCCCAAGGAUAUUAUGACCAAGGAGCAGUUGCCACUGCCGUUGAAUGACCAAGGACUGCCGCCUGUGCUGAUUCCACUCAAUUCCCCAUACAAUGGACAGUCAAUGCCGUUGCCACCUUACUCCUACAGCCAAUAUCCGCUCAUCUAUGAUCAGCAAGGUUUUGUGCGACAACGUGAGAACUAUCUGCCGCCCUAUGAUUACUAUCCCAGUCAGGGAUAUCCUACACGCAGUCCUGUAGCAGCCACCUCACAGCCCAUGCCCGCAGCGGAGCCUCUGCAGCCUCAGCAACCUUUGCAACCAGCGCAGCCGGAAGUGCAGCCAUUGCCACUCGAUAGCUUAGACUCAACGCCCAGUUUCGAGGACAUCAAGAACGGUUCGGAGAACAAGAAUAGCGAUGUGCCCGAUGUGCCGCCGCCGCCAAUACCUUCGGGUCCAAAGCGUUCCAGAGCAGUAGAUAAUUGAUGGAGGUGGAUGUAGGCUUUGUGUCGCCUUUCGAAAAUACUCGUAUACACACGUAUUUAUUACCAUUUUUUCUUAAGCAUUUCUGAUUCUAAUGUAUUGUGCGAUGUCGUUUAACCCAUAAGUUUUUUUUGUGUAAGUGUUCAACAAAGAUAAUUAAAUAAAUAUAAUAACCGCAGAAGCGGUGAAUGAA
Molecule: messenger RNA, 1293 nt
Organism: Drosophila nasuta
Lineage: Eukaryota; Metazoa; Arthropoda; Insecta; Diptera; Drosophilidae
Exons: 3
Coding region: 204-1103 (299 amino acids)
Source: RefSeq, a predicted model, not a curated record